CCCAUUGCCUUUCAGCCAAAGAUUUCAGAAAGCAAUUAUGAUUACGGAGUGAAUUCCCAUCAAAUCUUCGAGCAAUUAUAUGCAUUCCGAGUGACUUAUACCAAAAGCUUGUAUUAUCAUGGGGUAUGUCACCCUGGCGAUGAGAAGAACCGCUUGCUCCUUAUAUCGCCGUGAUGAAAUGAAAUGUCAAGAAGAUCCCGGAACAAGAGGAAGUGGCAGUAUGAUCUUUAGUGCUAUUACUAACGGAUGGAUCACAAUGAUGCUUCCUUAUCUUGAAUGUAUGAAUUUAAAAGGGAUCAGCUGCAUUUAUCACCAAGUAGCAGAGUGGUUAUCCACAAGGGGCCUUUUCAUGAUUAUAAAAUUUUGCAAAUAGCCAAUGGAAGGGCUUUAUCGGAAACCACAGCCAGUGAGAACCGAGGAGAAGCGGAGGCAGCGUUUCUUUUCCUUUCUUCUUUUUCUGCUUUGCUUCAGUCACACGGUAGUAGAUGCUGUUGCCCCUCUCUCUGUCCAAGCAAAUAUAUAAUCUGCGACUCACGUGCAAUCAGAUGCAAGUUUGUAGGGCGUGUUAACGCCCAUUUCUCCCGUCGUUGCCUGGAUUUGGCGAUCUGACCUGUUCCGAGCGAGUCCCACAUCACAUGGGGAGAACAUUUGCCGGUCUCAGACGGUCCAUGCUCGAGAGUGCUGUGCGUCUUCAGAGGCCUCGGCUGGGACACCCGGGAUCGACAGCGACGCCAUAGGCUGUGUUGAUGGUCCCCCGGAUCACCUGUCCUAUUGUCAAGAUGUGGUACGCCUGGUGCCAGGACCCAUUAUAAGUGGGGUCUCCUCUCCAAUCUCUGUGUACCUCGGAGGUCUUUAUUCUCUACAUCUGUGCCUGUCUUGUGCUCGACGAAAAGCCAGAGAGAGAGAGAGAGAGAGAGAGAGAGAGAGAUGGACCAUUUGGCGCGAAGCGACGGGUAAGCGGAGGUAGCGUGGGGGGGCUCACCGAUCCGCUGCUGCCGGCUGCGGGCGGCGAUAGAUAAGGGAUAUGAUGUGAUCUGCCUCAUCCACGACACCUGCUGCUACGAGGAAGACCGCACCGGACUGUCUCCCCUGACAGUCCAUGGUUUUUUCUCUUCCCUCGACCCUUCCGGCCGUCAUCAGUCGAACGACGACAUCCGAGAGAGACGAAGGCGAGCAAAAGAAGAAGAACAAGAAGGUGAACGGAUGAGAGAUCAAAAGGUGGACGAACCCGACCGAGUGCGUGAUGCGAAUACUGCCACAUGUAUCACGUCGUCAUCUCCUACAGCCGGAGUGCGUCGUUCGUGCAUGGCAUCGCAUCGCAUCGCAUGAGAGCUUGGUCUGAGGUCACGGAGACACUACUUGUGCUGCUGGCUUGCGGCCACGAAGCUGACGCCCACCACCCGUUCGCUCCCCGGCAUCCUCGCGUGCGAGAGAUCGGAAGACAGACGCAGAGAGGAAAGAGGAGAGAGAAAUAGUCUGCGUUAAACCCUCUGCUAAUUCCGUCUACAGGGGAUAUAGGUGAAGUCCUCCUCCCACAUUUCUCGAUCUCUUCUGCCCAUCAGGUUCCGAAGAGGAGAGAGCAUAGGGAUUUGCACCCCCUUCUCACUGGUGAUUGAUUCCACUAAUAUAAUACGCCUGCGUUUUAGCUUUUACAGCAAUGCAGCAGUUGACCGGAGUAGAUUAAUCCUCUCCCCCAUCCCCACCUAUCCACGCACCAUUUUCAUCUCAUGCUCUCUCUCUCUCUCUCUAUCUCUCUCUCUCUCUCUCUCUCUUCACUUUCUUGGAUGGAUUUAGGUGACCUGCCUUGGGUAAAGGCACCAUUAUGUUCUCCAAAGUCUUCUAAUCGACCAGCAGCUUGUCUUGCAUUUGCAACCUACCAGUGUUCGUCAUAAAUCCUGUGGGAGGAAGUGUGAUGGUACGACUGGUUAUUUAUGGUUGAGCUACUUUGGUGCUCUCCUGCCAAAUUCCGGAGACUACUGCGACCACUGACCCCUGAAAAAUAAAUGCAUUAAAUCCUCUAACUUUGUUAUCACUCCUGUGAUUUCCUUUCAUUUUUCCUUCUUUUCACUGUUAUGUCUCACAGUUCAUGAUCUCGUGAAUUAUAUCUCUUUAAUUAGAGAACAAGUGUUUGGGUUUAGAGAGAGAGAGAGAGAGAGAGAGAGAGAGAGAGAGAGGGAGAGUUGGGACAACAUGUCCGCUAUAUUCCUCAGACUCUACUUCUCACAGCGCCAGCUGCAGGAGGUGGCUUUUCUCUCUUGAGUCUCUUACCAACCAUGACAGAGACUGGGAGUAGCUUGCGGAGCGCCACAAGUGAAGGCCUUUUGAAAAAGGAGAGUGAGACGGAAGGUAGAGAGCAGUAAGCGAGCGAGCAAGAAGAGUCCUGCCCUCACAAAAGCCAUAAAGGAAACAGCAGUCUAUUUUUGUUCUCUCUUCGGCUACUUGGAUAUAUGAAUGGAAGGGAUGGAGAGCGUUGUCGUGACAGGGUGUGAAGGAGGCAGAGGAGGAGGAGAUGGAGCUGGAGGAGGUGGAGGAGGAGGAGUGGAAGCAGGUUACUCUUCUCCGACUUUGUCGCCUACUCCUCCUCAGCUUGCGGCAUUUUCCGGCGGGGUUGUUGGCGUGACGGGGAUGCCCGUGCCACCGUCGGAAGGGGCCGGCUUGGCCAUGGGGAUGAUGGGGAGCGGCGGCUAUGGGGGCAGCAGCGAGGGAGAUCUUCCCGCGCCGAAGAAGAGAGGGAGGCCCAGGAAGUACGGAUCGGACGGCAUGGCCCUGGCGCUGUCGCCGACCUCCGGCUCUGCCUCCCCUUUCUCUCCUGCUUCCUCCGACGCCAAACGGGGUAGAGGGCGGCCACCUGGCUCCGGGAAACGCCAACUCCUUGCGGCUCUUGGAGAAUGGUUUGCGUGCUCAGCCGGUGGGAGUUUUACGCCGCAUGUUGUGACCAUUGCCACAGGGGAGGAUGUCGCUGCUAGAAUUCUUUCCUUCUCCCAGAAGGGUCCGCGGGCUAUCUGCAUACUCUCUGCGAAUGGGGCUAUCUCCAAUGUUACUCUGCGCCAGCCAGGCUCUUCCGGUGGUACCUUGACUUAUGAGGGCCGAUUUGAGAUACUGUCCCUGUCGGGGUCCUUUACAAUUUCUGAAACUGGUGGUAUGCGGAGUAGAACUGGUGGGAUUAGUGUCUCGCUUGCUGGACCUGACGGCCGUGUUAUUGGUGGAGGAGUUGCUGGAUUAUUGCUUGCUGCCAGUCCAAUUCAAGUGGUGGUUGGAAGCUUCAUGCCGAACGUAUACAAGGAGAAACAAGCAAAACCAACUCAUCAAGCACAACCUUCAGCACUUCCAGGAACUACUGGUUUAUUGACAGCUGCAAUGCCUAUUUCUCAAGCAAACCCCGAAGAAGACUGCGAGACCCCAACCUCAUCAUCCUUGGCCAGACAAUCCCAUGCCGAAAAUAGCCUGUGCGGCCCCAAUCCAAACUCUACUUGGCAUGGUCUACAGUCAUCAGAACACAAGCCUUCUCCUGAUAUUAACAUAUGCUUACAGGGAGAAUAGCAUCAAGGUACUCACUCGUCUUUACACCCUAACACUAUCAUACUCUUCUAACAUGUUCAGCAAGAUUUCUGCUAGAUGUCAGGUUAGUGGAUAGCCUAGGAGUCAUUGUGCACCUGAUUUGAUGAAUGAUCAAAUGGUAUCCUAUUAUCGGUUGGUCUUUUUAUAGUCACCUUAGUCGUCAUUAAUGUCGUCGUCGUCGUCGUCGUCAUCGUUCAUUGUUUCUUUGUGUUCUUGUGGAAGAAGCUCGAGGAGCCUGAAUCUGUGCAAGGAUUUUUUUUGGUGACCAAGGUUUCUGUAUGAUUCAUGAUAACUGCUAAUGUUUUGAGUCAA
Molecule: messenger RNA, 3870 nt
Organism: Musa acuminata AAA Group (dessert banana)
Lineage: Eukaryota; Viridiplantae; Streptophyta; Magnoliopsida; Zingiberales; Musaceae
Product: AT-hook motif nuclear-localized protein 1-like
Exons: 8
Coding region: 2452-3540 (362 amino acids)
Molecular function (GO): minor groove of adenine-thymine-rich DNA binding
Source: RefSeq, a predicted model, not a curated record